CGCCCGGCCUGUCGGGAGCUCAGCGGCGGCUGUGGCGGCAUUGGAGGCGGCGGGGCGCAGGCACCGGACCCGGGAGCGGCACCAUGAGCGGAUCACAGAACAAUGACAUGAAAAGGCAAUUUCUGCUGGAGCGACUGCUGGAUGCAGUGAAACAGUGCCAGAUCCGCUUUGGAGGGAGAAAGGAGAUCGCCUCGGAUUCCGACAGCAGGGUGACCUGCCUGUGUGCCCAGUUCGAGGCCGUCCUGCAGCAUGGCUUGAAGAGGAGUCGAGGACUAGCUCUGACGGCAGCCGCCAUCAAACAGGCAGCGGGCUUCUCCAGCAAAACCGAAACAGAGCCUGUGUUCUGGUUCUACGUGAAGGAGGUCCUCAACAAGCACGAGCUGCAGCGCUUCUACUCCCUGCGCCACAUCGCCUCGGACGUGGGCCGCGGCCGCGCCUGGCUACGCUGCGCCCUCAACGAGCAUUCGCUGGAGCGCUACCUGCACAUGCUGCUGGCGGACCGGGGCAGGCUCAGCACUUUUUAUGAAGACUGGUCUUUUGUGAUGGAUGAAGAAAGGUCUAGCAUGCUUCCUACCAUGGCAGCUGGUCUGAACUCCAUCCUCUUUGCCAUCAACAUAGACAACAAGGAUUUAAACGGGCAGAGUAAGUUUGCUCCUACAGUGUCGGACCUCUUAAAGGAGUCAACGCAGAAUGUGACCUCCUUGCUGAAGGAGUCCACGCAAGGAGUGAGCAGCCUGUUCAGGGAGAUCACGGCGUCCUCUGCAGUCUCCAUCCUCAUCAAGCCUGAGCAGGAGACCGACCCUCUGCCCGUCGUGUCCAAGCACGUCAGUGUUGAUGCCAAAAGUAAAAAGGAACGGAAGAAGAAAAAGAAGGUGACCAACAUCAUCUCAUUUGAUGACGAGGAAGACGAGCAGAACUCUGGUGAUGUUUUUAAAAAGAUGCCUGGGGCUGGGGAGAGCUCAGAGGAGAACUCCGACCGCUCUUCAGUCAAUAUCAUGUCAGCCUUUGAAAGCCCCUUUGGGCCAAAUUCCAAUGGAAGUCAGAGCAGCAACUCAUGGAAAAUUGAUUCUCUGUCUUUGAACGGGGAGUUUGGGUACCAGAAGCUAGAUGUGAAGAGCAUCGAUGAUGAAGAUGUGGAUGAAAACGGGGAUGACGUGUAUGGGAACCCAGCGGGAAGGAAGCACCCAGGCCCCUCGGAGUCACCCGAGAAGUCACUGGAUGGGAACACCUGCCUCUCCCAGAGGCACAGCUGGGCCCCGCUGCAGGUGCUUCACGGUGACGCGGAGGUCCUCUUCCCGGUCAGCGGAGUGGGUUCCUACAGCCCUGCAGAUGCCCCCCUCGGAAGCCUGGAGAACGGGACGGGACCCGAGGACCACGUUCUCCCGGAGCCCGGACCUCGGUACAGUGUGGAAGCCAGUCCUCCGGGCCAAGGAAGUCCCCGUCCCCUGAGCAGCCUGUUACCGUCUGCCUCGGUGCCGGAGUCGAUGACAAUUCAUGAGCUGCGACAAGCGAUCGUGGCCAUGAUGAACAGGAAGGAGGAGCUGGAGGAGGAGAACAGAUCACUGCGGAACCUGCUGGACGGUGAGAUGGAGCACUCGGCUGCCCUCCGGCAGGAGGUCGACACCUUGAAAAGGAAGGUGGCUGAGCAGGAGGAGAGGCACGUCAUGAAGAUCCAGGCGCUGGCAAGGGAAAAUGAGGUGCUCAAAGUCCAGCUGAAGAAAUAUGUAGGAGCUGUCCAGAUGCUGAAAAGAGAAGGCCAAACAGCUGAAGUUGUACCAAAUCUUUGGAAUGUUGAUGGAGAAGUUACGGUCACUGAGCAGAAGCCGGGAGAAGUCGCUGAGGAACUGGCAAGCGCCUAUGAAAGAAAGCUCAUUGAGGUGGCGGAGAUGCACGGUGAGCUGAUGGAGUUCAACGAGCGCCUGCACCGGGCCCUGGUGGCCAAGGAAGCCCUCGUGUCGCAGAUGAGGCGGGAGCUCAUCGACCUCCGGGGGCCGGUGCCUGGAGAUUUGAGUCAAACAUCCGAAGACCAGAGUUUGUCGGAUUUUGAAAUAUCAAACCGGGCGCUGAUCAAUGUCUGGAUCCCGUCGGUGUUUCUCCGGGGCAAAGCAGCGAACGCGUUCCAUGUGUACCAGGUCUACAUCCGGAUAAAAGACGAUGAAUGGAACGUCUACCGGCGGUACACGGAGUUCCGGACUUUGCACCACAGGUUACAGAACAAAUACCCUCAAGUGCGAGCCUACAACUUCCCACCCAAAAAGGCCAUUGGAAACAAGGAUGCCAAGUUCGUGGAGGAACGAAGGAAGCAGCUCCAAAACUACCUGCGCAGUGUCAUGAACAAAGUCAUCCAGAUGGUCCCCGAGUUUGCCGCCAGCCCCAAGAAAGAGACCCUCGUCCAGCUGAUGCCCUUCUUUGUGGACAUUACCCCUCCCGGAGAGCCACUGAACAAAAACAGCCGCUCCAAAGUGGCUGCCCGCUUCCCCAAGCUGUCCCGCAGUCACCCCAGGGAGACGGCGCGCAACGUGGAGCCCCAGAGCGGCGACCUCUGACCUCAAUGGAACCCCAGACUCGGGCCCUACGAGCUGCGCCAGCUGCCUCCCCCGGCCACUCCGCCUCCAGUCUGGCCACGGCAGCUGGCCCCUUACACCUCGGAGUGACAACCACAUCCAGCUGGUAAACUCCAGCGAGCACCCCUUCCCCGUCGGUCACAUGACACCCCGAUUAAACUGGUCAGAGAGCAAGGCAGCUCCUCGCUGGACAGACUUGGACACGUGGGCACCGCCCUCCCAGGCUCUGCCCUGAGCGGCAAGCGUCAUUCAUCCCCUUCCUGCAGCCCAGGGUCAGCAGGAGGGUGGGCACCAGCCCGGGCUUGGAGCCCCUGGUGGAGCUGCGCGACUCCAGUGUUUCUCUUGGUCAGAAGGUUCACUCAGAAACCACCUCUUGACUCUUUCCCACGUGGGAAUUAGAAUGACUGUUACUCUUUUUCUUUUUAAUGUUAUUGCCUGCUACAACUUAUGGCCAUGUGGGGUGGGGUGGGGGCCCUGUUCCUUUCCCUGUUAUUUCCUACCCGUGGUCAUCGCCACCAUGGCCAGCAGGAGCUCGUGGCAUCACUCCUCCAGGGAGACGAUGCACGGCCUUCACGUGAAGGAGCCAGUAAGUGACGCUGAACUGUCGUCCUUGGAGCACACCCGUCCCCCACCUCCUCACCACUGGCUUCUGGAAGGACCAGCCCAUGCAGGAAACCUGAGGCCCCCCGGGCCCCCGUGCACCUUUGUCAGGCUUGGGGGUCCUCACCCAUCCAGGCAGCUAUCAGCAGCGACCUGGUGACCGCACUUAGAGAGCCCCGAGCUGUCCAGAAGUCGAUGGCUUUGGCCUCACAAGCCCAGAGGCCUCAAGGUCAUGAGAGAGACUCGGCUGUAACCGCUGCGGACGAUUCUGCCGGCCCUCGGCUUCCAGACCGACUCCGGCUCCAUGGGCCUCAACAUGGCUCAGGGAGCCUGGACUGUGUCCUCUCUGGACAAACCAUGACUGUCCCCGGAAGACAUGGGUUCGCCGUGCACCCUCUGCCCCCACCGUGCUCUCAGCGGGAGCAGGACCCUGCUGACAGGUGCAAAUGGGAGAAAGACGAGGGCACGGCGGCCACCCAGGCUUUCCCUCCAACACCCCCGGUCAGGUCGCCUCCCAGGACCAGCAUGGCCCUGCCAGUUUUAACAGCCAGAACCACAGAACCGUCCCCCACCCCGGGCAAGAGCCGUCCUCAGCCACCGAGUACACUUAGGAAGAGUCUGCAUUUUCUGGGAGAAAGAUUACAAAAUUAGGAGGUUGUAAGAUGGACCACACGAGGAUAAGUGACCCGAGGAAGACAGAGACGUAGGGAAUGUGGUGAUGACGUGAACGUCCCUGAGACGUGGGCAGUGGAAGGCUAACCACAGACUGUACCUAGAACUCGAGGAACGGCCCGGGCAGGCACUGAGCGUUUCCCAGACAGAGGGAAACUCGGGCAUGUCACCUGGAAGGUUUUCUUCCCUUUAGCCAGAAGGGCGGACACUCAUUCGGGGCAGAGAAGCAAAGCUGGCGUGAUGUGCGCACAGCCCCUGAGACAUGAGGGGGCCUGAGGACCUACCUCCGAGGGAAAACUCAGCCAGGUGAGCAAACAGGCCAGCCGUCUGUCUCCACGGCUGGAAGCAGGCAUGUGCGGCAAGGGGACCUGAGGGACGCUGCGUCCUAGAAAGGCAGCACGGCUCCUCUCGCCCUCGUUUGCCAAGGUCCCAGCUACAUGUGCUCUUCGGUUCAAUUCCAAGUCCGACUGGGCCGCUGGGGCUGGCUGCUUGGAACAGCCCUCCUCGGGGCGACGUCAUCGGACUGUCCCAAUGCCCAAGCUGCCCCAGUCCUGCCCCCCGCGUUUGCCUAACUCCCCCCAGGUCCCUCU
Molecule: messenger RNA, 4426 nt
Organism: Rhinolophus ferrumequinum (greater horseshoe bat)
Lineage: Eukaryota; Metazoa; Chordata; Mammalia; Chiroptera; Rhinolophidae
Gene: SNX29
Product: sorting nexin 29
Exons: 21
Coding region: 84-2546 (820 amino acids)
Molecular function (GO): phosphatidylinositol binding
Source: RefSeq, a predicted model, not a curated record